CUCGUAGUUUUCUUGGCACCUUUUCCUUUUUCGGCAUGUCAGGCAUACCGUAUAGAGGAGCUGGUUGUUUUCAGGGAAGAUUUUCUCUACAUGAAUUAAAUCUGUGGAUGGUAUCCUGAUUGUCAUUAGCUUUAUCAAAACAAGAUUGAUUCUGCCAUCAAAGUGUACUGGCCACAUUGAUUUACAAAUAUUUCUUUGGCAUUUAUCUAGAGAAAAGCACUAAUAGCGAGUAGGCUGGUCUCUGACAACAGCAGUGAGCAAAUUCCAUUGAUUUUCCACUUUGACAUUUGGUUCCUCCAAGUAUUGACGUUUCAUGUCUCUUUUAAUUAUUCUUUCUCUUGGGGUUUGAAAGAAGGAUUAUUAUUCUCCACAGAAAUGUUGGGGGAAAGAGACAAAAACUGAGACUGAUCAAAGAAACAGUCAAACAGCCACUGUUUUUCUUCUGCUCAUCUGUGUUAUGUUGCUAAAUUAGUUUCUAUAUUUGGAUCCUAGUAAGAAGAUAAUAUUUUUUGUACAGUUUUGGCUUAAUUACUGCACUGAGUGUGUUAUUCUUCCAGCAAAUGGCCUUUUGUCUGAGUCUGUCAACGAUUAAUCAAUUACUGGAUUAGUUGGUGGUUAUUUCAAUAAUCAAUUAAUCACGAUUGAUCGAUUCAGCCUUAUCUUCAAAAAGCAUGUAGAGCUUCCUGCUGUCGGCCCAUCAGGAUUCCCACAGAACGUCCACUUCCUGUCCUGCAGGUCAAAGUGUAGCGUUGUGCUGACUGGACGUUAUUCUGUGACAAACAGACGAACCGACCAAUCACAGCGAGGCAAACAGGUAGCUCCUCCCAUAUCGUGAGAAAGUUCAAACUGCACGUUUAACUGGGAAGCUCCCUGCUGUUAAACACACACCGACUCUGAGACGACACCAAGACACACACACACACACACACACACGGCGGAGUCAUGUCCCAGAACCGAGCGACGCUCACCAGAACCCCCCUGGAGAAAACCUGGGUUCCCUGGAUGGGAAGCAGACUGAGCAAACGCAGAGGCUCUUCGGUUCCCCAGUUCACCAAUUCCCCGACCAUGAUAGUGAUGGUCGGCCUGCCGGCUCGGGGAAAAACCUACAUCUCCAAGAAGCUCACCAGGUACCUGAACUGGAUCGGGGUGUCGACCAAAGUGUUUAACGUGGGGCAGUACAGAAGAGAAGCAACCCGCUCCUACAACAGCUACGAGUUCUUUAAACCCGACAACGCAGAAGCCAUGAAGAUACGCAACGCCUGCGUGAACACGGCCCUGCAGGAUGUGUGUGACUACCUGACCAGAGACCAAGGUCAGGUCGCGGUUUUCGAUGCCACCAACACGACACCGGAGCGCAGAGAGGUCAUCCUCAACUUCGGCAAAGAAAAUGGUUACAAAGUUUUCUUUGUGGAGUCGAUUUGCGACGAUCCCGAAAUAAUUGCUGAGAAUAUUAAACAAGUGAAGCUGUCGAGUCCCGACUACGUAGACUGUGACAAAGAAGAAGCUGUUGCAGAUUUCCUGAAGAGGAUCGAGUGUUACAAGAUGACCUACGUUCCCCUGGACGACAGCAAGGACCGGAGUUUAUCGUACAUUAAAAUCUUCAACGUGGGCAGCCGGUACCUGGUGAACCGGGUCCAGGACCACAUCCAGAGCCGGAUCGUCUACUACCUCAUGAACAUCCACGUCACGCCCCGGUCCAUCUAUCUGUCGCGGCACGGCGAGAGCGAGCUCAACCUGGUGGGGCGCAUCGGGGGAGACUCCGGCCUGUCACACCGGGGGGCAAAGUUUGCCGCCGCCCUGGGCGCCUACAUGCGCGGGCAGAGCAUCAGCGACCUGAAGGUUUGGACGAGCCACAUGAAGAGAACCAUCCAGACCGCCGAGGCGCUGGGGGUCCAGUACGAGCAGUGGAAGGCCCUGAACGAGAUCGACGCUGGAGUCUGUGAGGAAAUGACUUAUGAGGAGAUUCAGGAGCAUUACCCAGAGGAGUUCGCCCUGAGGGAUCAGGACAAAUAUCGGUACCGGUACCCCAAAGGAGAGUCGUAUGAGGACCUGGUCCAGCGUCUGGAGCCCGUCAUCAUGGAGCUGGAGAGGCAGGAGAACGUCCUGGUCAUCUGUCAUCAGGCAGUCAUGAGAUGUCUGCUGGCCUACUUCCUGGACAAGAGUGCAAGCGAGCUGCCCUACCUGAAGUGUCCUCUGCACACCGUCCUGAAGCUCACGCCGGUCGCCUACGGGUGUAAAGUUGAGUCUGUGUUUCUCAACAUUGAAGCUGUGAACACACACAGAGACCGGCCGGAGAAUGUGGAAGUGGACAGAGACCCGGAGGAGGCGCUGGAGACGGUACCUGAACACAUUUAGAGGACGCCUCAGCUCAACGUCCGUCCCGUCCAGAGAAGACGUCUUAUUUUAAUUUAUCUAAUCCUUGUUUUUAGAAAACUGAGAGCUUACUGACAAUGAAAGGUUUCUUCAAUGGCAUCUUAAUUCCACUGUUAGUGCACUUUAUCUAGAAGGGUCCAGGUUGAAAACAACUUUUAAAAAGUGAAGAACUGAAAACGACCUUCAGGACUGUUCAACAGUCCUUAAUCUCUGUUUCACACUGCUUUACUUCAUCCUGUGCUGUUCCUUCAACUCUUGUAAUUUCAUGUAGACAGCAAUAAUAGCGGAGACGUCGUGCCGCCAUGUUUUAGUGGUAGUUUUAGAUUUGAGAAGUGAUGUUCAUUGAUUUACGCAAAGGGCUUCAUUCCCUCAUCAGCACAUUAUUCAGCUCAGCAGAGACGUUGGUAACAAACUGUAUUCAUAGCACAGACAAAA
This is a messenger RNA of Poecilia latipinna (sailfin molly), 2808 nucleotides long. Its product is annotated as 6-phosphofructo-2-kinase/fructose-2,6-bisphosphatase. Lineage: Eukaryota; Metazoa; Chordata; Actinopteri; Cyprinodontiformes; Poeciliidae. The record is from RefSeq and is a predicted model, not a curated record. The coding region runs from base 943 to 2355 and encodes 470 amino acids. The transcript has 14 exons. Gene Ontology annotation, biological process: fructose 2,6-bisphosphate metabolic process; fructose metabolic process. Gene Ontology annotation, molecular function: ATP binding; fructose-2,6-bisphosphate 2-phosphatase activity; 6-phosphofructo-2-kinase activity. Gene Ontology annotation, cellular component: cytosol; 6-phosphofructo-2-kinase/fructose-2,6-biphosphatase complex.